Mugil cephalus (flathead mullet) is the source of this 1536-nucleotide messenger RNA. It is a transcript of the gene tomm22, whose product is annotated as translocase of outer mitochondrial membrane 22 homolog (yeast). The coding region runs from base 209 to 610 and encodes 133 amino acids. The transcript is spliced from 4 exons. Lineage: Eukaryota; Metazoa; Chordata; Actinopteri; Mugiliformes; Mugilidae. Gene Ontology annotation, biological process: intracellular protein transport. The record is from RefSeq and is a predicted model, not a curated record. Gene Ontology annotation, cellular component: mitochondrial outer membrane.
ACUCUGACGUCAUCCGACCCUGACGAGGCUCACGUUUUCUAACCGUGACCUCAGACUGUCGUUGGACAUAUGCAGCCCCUUUAGCAUUAGCUGUAACGAAAGCCAGCGGGGGAAAUCAUCAGAAAACGAUCGUUUGCUGUAGUUUAGUUUCAGCCGACUCGUUCGCUGAGUUUACGCGGUCCAUACAACCCGGAAAGAAGAAGAAGACAUGGACACACUCGAGGAGCAUUCGCCCGCUGCGGGCCCGGUGGCUACCCGGCCCCCCGAGGACGAGAUAGACGACGACGAGGAUGAAGAUCUGGACGAGACCCUGGUGGAGAGGUUGUGGGGCCUGACAGAGAUGUUUCCUGACACAGUGCGAACAGCUGCUGAGGUGUCUGCACAGUGCUCCAUGUCACUGGUCAAGAAGUUUUACAGUUUUUCCCGCUCCGCUCUCUGGGUGGGCACUACCUCCUUCAUGAUCCUGGUGCUGCCCGUUGUGUUUGAGACGGAAAGACUACAGCUGGAGCAGCAGCAGCUACAACAGCAGAGACAGAUCCUGUUGGGGCCCAACACUGGGAUGUCUGGUGGGAUGCCGGGCAUGAUGCCUCCUGCACCUGGCAAGAUGUGAGGGACGGGAAGCGCCGACACGAAACCGAAACCUGCUGCUGACGAUACAGCAGGGUCACUCGCAAGGAGAGACAGAGAGACCAGGGAGAAGAGAACCUGCGGUUAAAAAUACAAAACAAAAACAAAACAGCAAAAUCUGCCUCUUCAGCACUGCAUUAGGCUCACCCCAACGUAAAGUUGGUUAAUCGGAUCGGAGGUGGAGACUUCUCUCUCACUGUCUCUCCUUACUCCCAACAUCAUGCAGAGACUGAUUUCCAGGAGCGCUGCUUCUGUUUUCUUGUUCUUUUUUUUAAAAUAAAUAUCAGCAUAAAUAAUGUGUUCUUUAGGGGUUAGUAGGUGGAAACACUGAAAAGAGGAAAAAAAUCUUAAAGUUAUCAGGUGUACGUCUUAUGUUUGCAGUUUGAAGAGCAUUAGUUUUGUUGGCAGUUCUGUCUACUUUCUGUGUGCUUGUCGGUUCCACUUGUGUGAGAAUGAUCUAAUAAUAAUAAUAAUAAUGACAUCUGACAGGCUUGUGUGAUAAACUGCGAGGAAUGGUGUCUACACAGUGGCCUCUUGAAGUUCAGUGAACCAAAUGACACUCUUUUCUACGUGGUGUUUCCGUCUGUACAGUUGUCACGAUUCCCUGUUGUACUGUUUAUGUCAAAGUGCAAUGCCUCUCACUUGCCUCAGUGCAGUUUAAAGAUUGUUCCUUAACGUUAAUGGCAUGUAACAUGCAACAAAAGUCUGCCCUUAAAGACUUUGGAAGAAGUUUUUCAGUUACGAGUGUUUACGGUGGUGGAAGACGUUUUGAUGCCAUUAUUACUCUGACACAUCCAGUCUGAAGAGAAUGCCAUUCUGUUUUCUCUUUAGUCGUUCACAGCUCACUGACCAACACAUGUCUCUCUUUCAACAUGACUGCAAAAAUUAAAACACCAAAUGAAACAAAAA